AAAUGCAAAUGGCUUUUCCUUCAAAGAAGCAAUGCGUCAGCAAAACAGCAGAUCUAGAGUUCAACAAAGAUCCCAAUUUUAACUUCAGCUCGAACGUUACAGCAGAUGGUGUCUUCAAAGCCACGAACCAAGGGUUGCCUAAAUCUGCCAAGAAAGUGGAACCGCUUUCAAAGACAGCUAAAAGAGGACAUAUCAACAGAUACCAGCAAGAGUUGAAAAGCAAGAAUCAGCUGUUAGAAACAGCCAAUCAACAGCUACACUCCAGACUAACAGCAGCACAGGGCACCAUAAAGGAGUUAAAGGAGGAGAAUGAAGGCCUGGUACAAGAAGUUGAGAAGCUCAAGAAAUUUCAGGAGACUUGCAUGGUGAUUUUAGAAAGCCGAAACAUUGAUCCUGUUACAGGCAGCAGCAUUGUGGAGGAGGAAGAAAAGACACAAGAAUGCCAGAAGCAGACCACGCUGUUAACCGAGAAGCUCAUAGAACAGUUGAAGCUAUUUAAUCAAACAGCUGCAAAAGAAACGGAGGCGCUUGAGACAGCGAUGGCCAAGUGGAAAUCGGCAGAAAAAGAGAUACACCAAUCCCUGGAGAAGCAUUCCUCCUUUCAGGCAGAAAUUAAGGAAUGUUCAGCAGUCCUUAAUGAGUUGGAGCAGCUCCUGGCGAU
Molecule: messenger RNA, 661 nt
Organism: Pterocles gutturalis (yellow-throated sandgrouse)
Lineage: Eukaryota; Metazoa; Chordata; Aves; Pterocliformes; Pteroclidae
Gene: KNSTRN
Product: kinetochore-localized astrin/SPAG5 binding protein
Exons: 7
Biological process (GO): spindle organization; mitotic sister chromatid segregation; regulation of attachment of spindle microtubules to kinetochore
Cellular component (GO): kinetochore; centriolar satellite; mitotic spindle
Source: RefSeq, a predicted model, not a curated record